Molecule: messenger RNA, 1996 nt
Organism: Helicoverpa zea (corn earworm)
Lineage: Eukaryota; Metazoa; Arthropoda; Insecta; Lepidoptera; Noctuidae
Gene: DnaJ-5
Product: dnaJ protein homolog 1
Exons: 3
Coding region: 175-1236 (353 amino acids)
Biological process (GO): negative regulation of transcription by RNA polymerase II
Cellular component (GO): cytosol
Molecular function (GO): protein-folding chaperone binding
Source: RefSeq, a predicted model, not a curated record
ACGUUUUAAUGUAUAUAUUUUGGCGCAAGGAAGGCGCAGCGUUUCAUUCAAACGUGAAGUUGCUACUGUAAGGUGUUAAAAAGUGUUGUGUGUGUAUAUUUUAAAUAUUCGUUUAAAUUGACUAUUUGGACUAUUCUUGGAGUUAUUUGUGACUAGGAUAAGCAUUCAUUCACAAUGGGCAAAGAUUACUACAAAAUAUUAGGACUCUCAAAAGGAGCGUCUGAUGACGACAUAAAGAAAGCGUACCGCAAGUUGGCGCUGAAGUACCACCCAGACAAGAAUAAGGCAGCUGGUGCCGAGGAGAGGUUCAAGGAAGUAGCGGAAGCUUACGAAGUGUUGUCAGAUAAGAAGAAACGCGAAAUCUACGAUGCUCACGGCGAGGAGGGCCUCAAGGGAGGAAUGGGAUCACACAAUGGACCUGGUGGUGGCCAGUCGUUCUCGUACACGUUCCACGGAGACCCGAGGGCCACGUUCGCACAGUUCUUCGGUUCAGCGAGCCCGUUCCAAGCGUUCUUCGACCUGAACGGCGGCUCCGGCGGCACCACCAUGUUCUUCGACCGCGACAUGGACGUGGACAUGGACCCGUUCGCCAACAUGGGCAUGGGCACGGCGCGGCCCGGCGGCCCCGGCGGCGCCUUCCGCAGCCACAGCUUCAACUUCCACGGAUCACCCAGCCGGAAGGAGAAGACCCAGGACCCGCCGAUCGAACACGACUUAUACGUAUCCCUGGAGGAUAUCGCGCGCGGCUGUGUCAAGAAGAUGAAGAUAUCGAGGCGUGUGCUGCAGCCUGACGGCACCUCGAAGAAGGAGGACAAAGUUCUGACCAUCCAUGUGAAGCCAGGCUGGAAGGCUGGCACCAAGAUCACGUUCCAGAAGGAGGGCGACCAGGGUCGCAACAAAAUUCCAGCUGACAUUGUGUUUAUCAUCCGGGACAAGCCACACCCAUUGUUCAAGAGGGAGGGCAGUGACAUCAGAUACUCAGCCAAGAUCUCACUGAAACAGGCUCUAUGUGGCACUAUCAUUGAAGUACCAACCAUGUCUGGAGACAAGCUCACAGUGAACCUUCAAGCUGAGGUAGUGAAGCCCCACACAGUGAAGAGGUUCCCAGGCUAUGGUCUCCCAUUGCCGAAGGAACCGACGCGGAAAGGAGACUUACUUGUGGUGUUUGACAUCAAAUUCCCCGACCGCCUCUCAUCGGGAGUGAAGGAGAUUCUCAUGGAUACUCUACCCAAUUAAUAUCAGACUGAAUAUCUCAUUAGAAUGGGUUUCUGUGUAUAAUGAAGUUGGUUCUGACAGAGGUUUCUUGUUCCAGCACUUGUGAUCUGAGAAAGUCAUAUUGAAAAGGCCUUUGGUAUGACUUUACAGGACACAGUAUGUAGAUUGUUGCCAGUGUUUGCUGAAGUAAUGCUGAUUCACAUUGCACUACUUACCUUGUAAUUUUAGCGAACUGUGUGUGUUGCCAACACCACUCUUUCUUUUGUUUAUUUUGUAAUAGGUUACUUUUUUGUUUAUAAGGAACAGGAGAGGUCUGUCAGAACCUGCUAGUUUAUAUGCUCAAAACUAAUAAUGGGGCAUUCCUACUAGUGAUGUAGGAACUUACUCAUUUAUGUUGCCUAAUUAAGUUACUGAAUGUAUUUUUGUUGUAUGAAUGGCUAGCCAAAAUUAUUUUGAUUGGGUAGACUCCAUGCGUUUUAGUAUGGAGAGCUAAGAGAGACUGGGAUUGUGUGUUUAAAUUGUAUUUAAUGCUGAAUUAAGUUGUAAAUAUUUUUAUUGUAAAUACUUGAUAGCAGUGAUUGUAAGUUUUAGGUUUCAGUAGAAACUUGGAAAAUGCAGUUACAGAGAGGUUAUUGAAAUGUAGCUUGUUAUAGUUUAUAUCAGGCUAAGUUUCAGAACAUUGGAGACAAGAGUUGUAUUAGUUGUGUAGUGACUUGGAAGUGACAUUACUUAUCACUUAUAAUUGCUGUUAAAAAUGACUAAUAAACAAAAUAUGACACAA